This is a messenger RNA of Cajanus cajan (pigeon pea), 1132 nucleotides long. RefSeq names its product SNF7 family protein (gene VPS20.1). Gene Ontology annotation, cellular component: ESCRT III complex; multivesicular body. Gene Ontology annotation, biological process: late endosome to vacuole transport via multivesicular body sorting pathway; vesicle budding from membrane. The record is from RefSeq and is a predicted model, not a curated record. Lineage: Eukaryota; Viridiplantae; Streptophyta; Magnoliopsida; Fabales; Fabaceae.
AUAACAGAGUAUCCAGAGCCAGCAAAGAGAAAGAAGCGUAGUGGUUUCGCUUUUUUCCUCCGGUGGGCAGGCUGUUCCAAAAACCCUGUCAAAGUGUUUGUUUCGUUCAAUUCGCUGGAACCUACAGCUAUGCUGUGAUAUCAUCAUCAAUACCCGCUUUCGAAUAUCAUCGAUUCAUUCCAUUGGAGUUCAGGCACAGAUUGAGUGACAUCCGUAGUGUGAAGAAUCAGAUCAGAAUAAUUGAUGGGUAAUAUAUUCGUGAAGAAGCCUAAGGUAACAGAUGUCGAUAAAGCAAUCCUCGCACUCAAGACCCAGAGACGCAAACUCGCCCAAUAUCAACAGAAGCUUGAUGCUGUUAUUGAAGCAGAAAAGCAAGCUGCACGAGAUUUGAUUCGUGAGAAGAAGAAGGACAGGGCCUUGUUAGCACUAAAGAAAAAAAAGGCACAAGAAGAAUUGUUGAAGCAAGUUGAUGCUUGGCUUCUAAAUGUUGAACAACAAUUAGCAGAUAUUGAACUGGCAAGCAAGCAGAAGGCUGUGUUUGAAAGUUUGAAGUCUGGUAAUGAUGCACUGAAAGCCAUACAAAGUGAGAUAAACAUUGAAGAUGUUCAGAAACUUAUGGAUGACACUGCUGAAGCUAAAGCUUAUCAAGAUGAAAUUAAUGCGGUAUUGGGGGAGAAGUUAUCCGCAGAAGACGAGGAGGAGAUUUUAGCAGAAUUUGAGGACUUGGAAACCCAGCUUACAGUCCACGAUCUUCCUGAAGUUCCCUCCUCAACACAUGAAGAAAUCGAAGAAAAGUUGGACCUUCCUGAUGUCCCGACCAAAGCCCCAGUUACCAGUGAUGCUGAAGUAUCUACAAAAAGAAAAGUUAUGGAGGAACCAUUGGCAGCUUGAAGAACAUUGCGACCCAAAACAUGUCAAUUGCUUUGCGAACCACAGCCUACAAUCUGACCUUGUGUCUGCCUGUAUCCUUACAAAUUCUAUUGCAAAAUUCGUGCAGUUACUGCAGUUUGAUUGGUUUUUCUAUUUUGCAGUGACAUUUAAUUUGUACAGAUUUGCAUGUAUAAUAUACAUCAGUUUUAACGAGAAUUAUAUACUGAGGAAAUGCACCCCGCCCCCCUCUUCCACUUUUCAA